This is a messenger RNA of Setaria italica (foxtail millet), 1968 nucleotides long. RefSeq lists its product as uncharacterized. NCBI's taxonomy places the organism in Eukaryota, Viridiplantae, Streptophyta, Magnoliopsida, Poales, Poaceae. Bases 51 to 1034 code for a protein of 327 amino acids. The record is from RefSeq and is a predicted model, not a curated record. The transcript is spliced from 2 exons.
CGGACUACCCAACCCAGUGCACAACAGCACACGACGAUCUAAUUAAGAAGAUGGCCGGCCGCCGGACUACUAGCUUGGUUGUGGUGGCUGCCCUUGUGGCCGUGUGCGCCGCCGCCGCCUCCGUCGCGGCGCAGCAGACUGAUCCGCCGCCGCCGCCGCUGCCGUCCAACUACCACAUCAUGACCCCGGGCAAGUACAAGAGGGACCAGCAGCUGGCCUGCAAAGACGACAAGACCAACAAGCCCAGCUGCAGCGCCAAGUGCAACAAGCGAUGCCCCAACCAGUGCAUCGUCCUCUGCCCAGGAUGCAAGACCUUCUGCAUGUGCGACUUCUACCCCGGCGUCUCCUGCGGCGACCCUCGCUUCACCGGCGCCGACGGCAACAACUUCUACUUCCACGGCAAGAAGGACCAGGAUUUCUGCAUCCUCUCCGACCCCAACCUCCACAUCAACGCCCACUUCAUCGGCAAGCGCAACCCCGCCAUGAGCCGCGACUUCACCUGGAUCCAGGCCCUCGGCAUCCGCUUCGCCGACCACCGCCUCUACAUGGGCGCCGCCAAGACCGCCAAGUGGAGCAACGACGUCGACCGCCUGGAGCUUGCCCUGGACGACGAGGCGGUGAGCAUCCCCGCCGAGGCCGGCGCGCGGUGGGUGUCGGCCGCCGUGCCGGGGCUGUCGGUGACGAGGACCACCGCGGCCAACGGCGUGCGGGUGCAGCUGGCGGGGGUGCUGGACAUCAUCGCCAGCGUGGUGCCCAUCACGGAGGAGGACUCGCGCGUCCACAACUACGGCGUAACCGACGACGACAGCCUCGCGCAUCUCGACCUGGGCUUCAAGUUCUACGACCUCACCGACAACGUCCAUGGCGUGCUCGGGCAGACGUACCGCUCCGACUACGUGAACCAGCUGAGCGUGAGCGCCAACAUGCCCAUCAUGGGCGGGGCGCCCAAGUACGUGUCCUCAGACAUCUUCGCCACCGACUGUGCGGUCGCCAGGUUCGCCGGCAUCUCCAUGGUCACCGCCAAGGCCUACUAAGUACCACCCAUCGAAUUCCGCCGUCGGCCAAGUCCAACUACGGCGAUCGAGUAGCAUAACACCAGAGAUACUAUACUGAUCAGAUCAGUUGGCCAAGAUUUUAUUACGACAUGCAUGAAUAAAUUUGUGAGCAACAUGACAGUAAUGGAUGUUGAGUUGAAAAAAAAAAGGAUAUAUUGACGUCUUUGGAAAAUGUAAUUGCAUCAGCCAUUGCUUUCGGCAAGCAAUCCACCUGAACCUUGCAUUUCGCCGUGAAUCCGAUCCACCCCGAAGCAACUAGCGUGCAGUAUGUUGUUGUUCACUUGCAAGCACACCACGUAUCUGUAUACCCCAAAAGAAAAAAAGAAGAAUAAAAAAAGUGUGCCACAGGAGUGUAAGCCCCGUUCUGUUAGUCCGGCGGACCAAAGUGAAUAACUGUGAUAGGUUCGGCCAUUUGACCCAGAGCCGGCUCCCUGAAUAAUUGGGCUCCACACAGGUCUCAGCCCCCCAACCGAGGCCGGGGAGAGCCAGCUCGUGGGCCGUCCACGUCUCCGUGGGCGCAUCGCUGCGCAAAGGGCCCGGGGACUUUCCAGGGCUUGUUAGGCCCGCUCACUUCAUCCUGUGGCAUGCCUGCGUGUGCCGGUGCCCUUUGUUAUAAGCAGAGCCUCGUCUUCAUGAACUGGCGAUGUGGGAUUAAUAGCACCAACCAACCAACUCCUUGGGGUUCUUCGUCCGCCAUGGGAAUGAUAGCGCUAGUGCACCAUGGGCUCAAUCAGCUUGUGGGCCUGUGGGCGCUUAUGGCCCCAAACUCCCCCGCUCGCGCUUAGGGCUCUUCUUCUUGCUCCCUGCUCCAACCGCGGCCGCCGCCGCGCCACGCACACGGCAAUGGCAACCACCACGCGACGCCGCCCGCGGCGCGGCUCCAAGGGCUCCAACCCCGACCUCUCCCGCACCC